UAAGAAGAGUGUGUGUGAUUACAUAAAAAUGUAACGUACUUUUGAAGUAUUUUAUUUACAAGAAAUUAAAAGAAUUUGUGUUGUAAGAUAUUUCUUGUUAGUGUGUUGAUAGCAACUCUAGACUACCUGUCAGCUGAUUAGUUACUUUUGUAAAUAGAGUUUUGAAAUGUGUGGCUGCGAUAAUGUUGUGAUUUAAUUGUUUUAGUAAGUAGAUAUGACCUUUGUAUGAGGAAGUUUAAGUGCAACUGAGAACAAAAUGUUAAGUGCUGAUGACGAAGAUGACUUUUCUUCUGCGUCAAGUUCCAAACUGGCGUCUCUGUUCGGGUUGAGCAGAGAAACGGAAAAGGGAAACACCACCCUGACAUACACGGCUCCCAAGCAGCCCAGGAAAGAGGAUAAAAAUGCCCAACAAGAUCAGCAAGCCAAUCAGAGUGCAGGGAAAUCUGCAGUGAAGCCAGCAAAACUGAACAUAAUAGUAGUGAAACCUGUCCACACAUAUAAACUGGAAGGUAUCAGCUACACCCCACAAGGCAAACUGGGAGCAGCUGUGCUGGGGAACUUGGAACUGCGAGUCUUCCAGCUGUUGCUGUACAAGGGACAGCAACAACACGUCACCAGCGCCAGAGUCACCUCCAAGUUUCAGUUCACGGUCCAACCAAAUAACUACGGCACAUUCUAUGAUGAUCAAUCUCAAAAUUGGUCCAUCAUGUUCGAAGGAGCAGAUCAUGCUGUGGAGUUUGCCAGAGAGGUGGGUCUUGCGAGAGCCACCAGCCAGAGUGCGGAGGAGCAGCAGGGUCCGUGCGCACAGGAUCUGCUGGCUGGGGCGGGGGCCAAGGUGAACCUCGGGGACUCGCUGGAGAUACAGUACAUUGCCAGACAACUGACCGGCCAUCAACUGGGCAAGGAAAUUGACAGUAGUGUGGCGAGUGGCAAAGGUAUGCGUGUGAAGGUCAAGAAAGAUGUAUGGGAAGAAUGUCUCGAAGGACUUUGUAAAGGAGCCAAGCGCUUGAUAGUGUUGCCUCCAAAUUUAAUGGGUAUGUGGAAAGAGCAAGUGGAUGUUCAUUCUAGGCUGGCAUUAGAAGUGGAGGUCACUCGUGUGAAAAUAAGUUUAGGUUCCAGGGAAAAUGUUCACUCCAGGUUACCGUCCUCACACGACAGUGGAGAAAGUGCUUUCGACUCCAGCGCGGACGACGGCAGCAUCAAGGCCAGGGGAGCGUCCAUCUCGGAGGCCUUAUCCAACAGCCCCAAGACCAACAAGGCCAGCAUCAUCUCCCGCAUGGCAAAGAUGGGACAAGCGACGCUGCCCUUGAAGGGAGCCAUCACGUGCAACCCCAGCGACUCCGAGGAAACAGAGGAGGAAAGCGGGAGUGGACCGAGGGUGCCCCCACAGCCGGCCAAGCCAGCGGCCAAGCCUCGCAGCAUGAAGUCCCGCUCCUCCGCGGCCGAGGCGGCGCCCCAGCCCCUGGCCCUGUACCACGGUGCCGGCGUGCCGUGGCAGCACGCCCAGCAGUUCAUGCAGUAUGCAGUGGCGCCCCCGUAUGCCGCUGUGGAGGGCCAGCUGUUCCCGAUGGCACAGCCGGUGUUCCCAGCGCCGGCCGCCACCCCUCCGGCCCUGACGCCCCCUGACGCGCACAUGGCUGUGUUCCUCUCGGAGACGCGCGCCCACAACUCCGAGGUGCGCAUGGGCGUUGCAAAGGUGGCAGACAAGGUGGACCAGGUCAUCUGCAAGCUGGAUGUAUUCCACCAACAGCAACAGCAACAGCAGCAGCAGCAACAAUUACAAUUACAACAAUAUCAACAUCAUCAACAACAACAAAUACCUCAAAGGUCAGUGACCAGCGGAGGUCUGGAUCCUGAAACACUGCUAGCGAGCAUCCAGAAAAUAGUGACAGAGAAUGAGCGACUUCACGUGGAGAUCACAGAGAAGAGAAGCAAGGUGGAUGAGCUAAACGACAAGAUGUACAAACUGUUGCAGACUAACCAGAAGUUCCUGGAGCAGAAGAAUGAUAAUAUGGGCCAAAGUGACUCCACGCAAGUCAUGAUGGUAACUCUUCAGCAAGAGAAAACAAGGAUCACCUCAGAUCUCCAGUCGGCAGAGUCCACGAUAUUGUCACUGCAGGCCCAAGUAACGCAUCUGCAAGAAAGAGAGGCCUUCUUAUCCUCAGAAGUUUCGUCUCUCUCGUCUCGGUUGCAAGCAACAAGAGAAGAAGUAGCAGAGAAGAUAGAAUUGCUACAGGGUUUGGAGAACCAGCUAAAACAGUCUGAAAGCUGCCGGUGGACAUUGGAAGAAAGUUUGCGGAGUUCGCAGGACGAACUGUUGAAGAUGUCACAGGAGAGAGACGAAUUGGCAGAACAGUCGGUAGCUGCCCAACGUCAGCGACAGAGUGAAUGUGAGCAGGCAGUGAAUGUUGCCGUUGCUAAAUACAAGGAGCAGAUACAAGACUUGGAAGCUAAGAUGGUGUCUUUUGUAAGUCCAGCUGGUAAACCAUCUGAGGAACAGCUAAGAGAAGAGUUUCAACAAAAGUUGACUUUUCAGAAACAGGAAAUGGAGACAAAAUAUUCUUCCAUCAUCCAAAAGCUGGAAGAAGAAAUUUCGAACUUGAAGUUGAAAAAGAUUGAGGCCAAAACCCAGGAUGUGGUGUCAAGCAGAGAUGAAAACAGGAGUGUGGUUGUGGAGGAGGUCAAAAAAGUUAUGAAUAUGGUUUACAAACAAUUGCAUGUUCGCUUUCAGCCACAAAGCUCAUUCCAGGGUUCUGAAGUCAGAGACGUUUUGUUGGCAACUAUCAGGGAUGUAACCCUCCAGUUGCUGGCAGGAAAAGAUCCUGCAGUUGUGGUUGAACCUAAAACCAGCACAGAUCGUGUUGAUGAGCCAAAGACAUCCUGCGAAAGUGCUGCGGGACAUGAAGGUAUAAGUGUAGUGCCAGGCAAUGACAGGAGAGUUCAACGCGAACCUACCUUAACUGUCGAAACAAAAAAUAUUGUGCGUGGUUCAGAAACAGAGACACAAAACGAGCCUGGAAAUAAGACUGGAUCAGACACUGUUACAAAUUGUCCAGAAGAUCCACCAACAUUGUCUCCUGAACCAAAACAGGAGCUGAAAAAAUCUGGGGAAGAAUUCUUUUCGGACAAGGAUUGGCUGCCCCAGCGUCCAGUCCCACCGCCAUUGUUCGAUGAUAACGAAGAUGACGAAGAUGACUGGCUGAGUUGAUGUUAGUCACCUUUUGCUUCACUUGAAGAGCCACUGAUUCCACUUCGGUUCCCAAGCCGUCACCUUUACGCUUGUGAAUGGCAACAAGAUGAAGACUAACUUAGACAACAAUGUUAGAGUUCUCUCAGAACACUUGCAGUCUAUGAACACAGGAUGUCUAUAGAUCACUAAAGUCUUGAAAAGGUCCCAAAAUAACCAGUAAUACUGCUGUAGCCAUGAAAUUUCAAUUUCCAGCAGAAAUUUGCUAACAUGUAUGUUGGUUUUAGAUGCUUCAAUUCAGUUUAUAGUCACACAUUAAAUUAAAAAAAUAUAUUUGAAGACUGACUAUCCUCUUUAAAAAAUAAUUUCUGAAAAGGUUUUAAUUUUUUAACACCAAUGCCAGCACAUUCCAGCGGCUACAUGGAUCUAUUUAGUAUUACGUUAAAAUUUUGCUUAUUUUGUACCAAAAAAUUACCCUGUGGUGAAAAUAGUUGUAAGAUAAUUGUAUUAAAACGUCCUGAAAAAGUUAUGAAAUUGGUUUACCAGGUAUUUGUAAAAAUCCUGUCAUAGUUUCAUUACUGCUAAGUGAUGUGUAUGAGUUCAAUUCAACCCUGGUUUCAUCCUGAAGUUGGAACAUUUAUACUAUACCCCUAAUUUUAUAGUUAUUAAGACUGUUAAUAGUUAAUAAAUAGCUUUGAGGAAUGUCCAUAAAAAUGUGCGUGGUGGGCAAACAUUUAAAUAGUGUCCGAGUGCUACUAUUGUGCUUACAUGUGUUUAUCUUUGUGUUCUCUAUGAUAAUGCAUGAAAACUUAGCUUGUUUUGAAUGAAAUGCAACAAAUAUUACUAAUUUCAUGUUGUCGUAUUUUCAAUCAUGGUGCUGCCCACAUUGAUUGUGAAUGUGAUGACUGAUCUGGGAUACUCACUUUCUUGACCUACCACACUUUAUGAUUCAGUUUCGUAAUUUACUUGCCGGUUGUCAGUAAUCCAUACUUUUUUUAAGCAAAAGAAAAGCUUCAUUAUAUGGAAAAUGUAAUGUCAUGCUCACAAACUGAACUUAUUUUUAUGUGCUUUUCUUCUAGCUCUGGAAAGAAUAUAUUUUUACUCAGGGAAGUUUAUAAUACAUUAAUAUGUACAUAAUAUGAUUGUUUCACUGUUAUGAACUUUGUUACAGUUGGAAAACUGUUAGGUUUUUUUCAGUAUGCAUAUGAAGGAUUAAUUCCAAACAAAAAAAAUUUAUAGAAAAAUGAAUUUUUUUUUUCCUUACUGUAUGUAAAAUGGUCACUUAAACCUGUCUGGAUUCUGAAUCUACACCAUUUUAGGCACUAUGUACAUCAUUAGACAAAUUUCUUAAGUUUGAGACAUUUUGUAAGUAUUUCUUAGUUCCAGUAAAAAUUGUUAGAAAAAAAUGUGUGCAGUGUAGUAUAGAUUUGUCAAAAUAUGCCAAGUUCUCUUUAAGAUAAAAUAUAUAUAUUUUUUUUCUUUAUGUAUGGAUAUGAGGUAAUGUUAUUUUAUUAAUGACAUGCAAAAUAAACCUUCAUGACAGGUUUUCUACCAAAAAAUAUUUUUUUAUGUCGUUUAAAUAGUAUUUUAACCUUUUGUAUACAUAAGGGGUUGUUUCAGUUCAAUUUAAGUGGUUAUUAUUUCUUCACUGUCAGCAGACACGUCCUUGAUGUCAUCAAUGGCAUUUGUACAUUGGGAAUUCUAGUUUUUUAAGGCCAAACUUUGUAUUAUAGUUUAUCUUUAUAAAAUUUGCACCCAUUUUGUGCAAGUGAACCAUGGGGUGGCACAACAAAGAUGUGGUGGCUGUUAGCCUUAGCUUGGAAUUAUCUUACUCCGUGGGAUGUAGUUAAGCUAGCUACAAGUCAGGCAGGGGCCUGAGUGGGAGCAUAUUCUGCUCAAAAAGAAAGUUGGGGGGGGGGGAGAUUUUUUAAGAAUUAAACAUCUUUAAUUCAUUGUUGUAGUUCAUAUGACUUCUCACAGAUGACACAGUGUCAAUUUCUUAAUCAGUUUCUUUCAAAAUGUUAAAAUACCAACUACCAACUUUUUUUCUUCUUUCUUUUUCUUUCUUUCCACUUCGGAGGGAGACCAUCCUGGAUUCGGCCUUGGGCCUGAGUAAAUACGACUGACUGAUAUUCACACCAACGCAGUGCAAGGCAAAGCCACCUGCACUGCUCUUGACUUGCAUCCAUCACGUUCUGCCUGUCCUGUUGCAAGGGGUAUAAGUGAUACAUGCCCUUCAACUCAUGUUUUCAUGUCUGCAUGGCAAAUACAUCCAUGCACCUGUCACAGAAUGUACAUAUUUAAUCCCACUUUAGCAUGUAGAAUGUUUUAUGUUGCACAUUUGGACGGAUAUAUUUAAGUGGCUCCCAGGAGAGGAAGCACGAGUAAGAAAAGUUCUUGUGUGCUAAGAGACUAGAUUAGCAUGCCUGCACUGCCGAUAGGUCUUUUUCAAACUAGAAUUUUCACUCCAAUAGAUAUAUUAAAUCAGAAUUAAACUGAAACAUUUUAAAACACAUUUUCUAGUACUUAGUAUACGUUUGUAUAAUUGUUUUUGCUUAAAUGACAGGAAUACUUUCGACAAACAAACCUGAACCCUAUUGAACUGAUACAACAUUUAAGAUUUGACAGGAAAAAAAUUCCUAAAGCCAGACUUUGGACUUGAUUUUUGACAAGAAAUUUUAUUUAAAUACUGUCCAUCUUGUUAUAAUUCAUCCUUGGUUGCUCCACGCGAACCCUGAAGAUGGCAUCCACGAGGGACGCAAGAUGGCCCCAAGUGCCUCAUGUCUGUGACUCUCGUGUCUCGGGGUUGGUUUCCUCCAGCUCAGUCACAAGUGGCAAGGUUUCUGGUGGGUCGUCGCAUGUCAUGUUAGGCCUCGUUCAAAGAAACACCUGUGAUAGUGAGUAGUCGGGAUCGUCCUCGCCUGUGGCGUUGGUAGCACGAGGUCUGUUUCGGGCUCGCGUCGGCUUGUCCUUGUGUGAAGGGCAGGGCUCUGACUCCUGUCCAUUUCUACCACAAGUGUUGGUGACACUUCAGGUCCCCUUACUGGUAAUGGGUGAUCUGGAGACGUCUCCAUUUCCAUUGUUUCUGGGAAGUUAUCCCCUGGCAGCUCAGUGAGGCGCAGAUAAUCUUGGAGGACCAUUUAACAGUGUGGCUGUCCAAAUGAACCAAAAAGGUGGUUUGGCCUAGCCUUUUCUGGAACUUGUAGGGACCUAAGCAUGGAGAGGGUGUGGAGUUCCAUGAGUGGCCCGCUUUAUGGUCAGUGGCAGGUUGUGCCCUUGCACCAACUCUGCAUUUGUCAUGCCACUUGCUGUAUUCACCCGGUGGUGGAUGCAUAACAGGGUGUCAGCUAUGUGCAGAUCCCAUUGGGUAGGUCCUAGGCAUAUGGGACACUGUGUUUUCAGUUCCUGGUUUUGGCGCUCUGUUGGGUUAUCCUCAGAUGGUAUGCGGAAGUUGUGUGGUACUUUUAGAAAUCGCACCACGCCUUCCAGUGCCUUCCCAAAAACUGGCUGCCAUUGUCUGAGAGGAUGGACUGGGGGUAGUCCCAUUGUGGUAGGAACUGGAAGGGGUGGAAGCUGUGAGGGUGAACGCUCUAACGUGUUUGCACGAGUAGGCCUCUGUACACCUCGUGAACAAGUCCUUGACUACGAGUAAAAAUCUCUUUCCCCUGGGUGUACGAGGGUACGGGUCCAGUGCAGUUGUCUGUAACCCUGUGGUGGGCCUCCGUAACUGUUGCUGAUCAUCUCCGUCCCAUCUCCAAGCUUUCCGCAACUGGCAGGUCUCACACUCGCGUACAUACUUUUGUACAUCGCAGGCGACGCCAGGCCAGUGGUAGUGUUGAUGGACGGCACUUGUUGUCUGAUCCGUGCCAGGAUGGAUGGCCAGAUUGUGGUCGUGGAAGAUACUGAGUAUGGCCCACCAAAAAUAAGUUUAUCAGUCCGUGUUAUUAUCAGAUAUUUCCAGCUAUUUUUUGGAGGUGAUGCCAUAAAGGUUUGACUGCUUCGAUUGUGCUGGACCAUUGCAUGGCACUUAAACUUUUGAUUUAAAAUCUGGUAAAUGUUUGCAAAUUAUUGACCAACCCUUUUGUAGAUGAUGAAAUGAAAACGUAAAUUUCUUGAAUUGUAUUUUAAAAAUUAACAGUGACGUACAUAAUAUUUGCUGCAUCAUUGACUAACUAACUGAGACUAUGAGCCAAUCAUGGGACAUAAAAUACGCAAUUAUUUAUUUCCUUUUUUUUUUUUUUUUUUUUUUUGCCAUCCAUUGUGUUUUUCCACACAUAUUAGAACCAUUAUCAUAACCUUGACCGCGUAAGUUUUGAGUGUUGAGAUUUAAUUGUGAAAAUAAAUCCAAAAGAAAAUAUAAUAGACCUUCAUCUGUGGAGCUGGUGAUCAAACAGAAACCAAUGAAAUUUCGCAAAUCACAACAUUUUAGUUUCAUUGUCUGAAGGAACAUGCCUGAAUACAACUGUAAUUUGUUCUAUGUUACUUGCAUCUGGUGUGCAAUCUAAUAUGAUGGAGAAAUAUUUUGAUUCUCUGACUUUGUCCAUGAUAUAAUUAUUAAUGGCCAUGCUGAGUAAAUCAAUUAUUUCAUUCUAAAUUUGGUCUCCUAAAUAUUGAGUCAUAUGACUUGAAUCAAUCUAUAAACUGCUACAUAUCAGUAAUGAUAAAUUGCUUACAGUUUAUUCUGUAGUACCUUGUCUUGUUUUGCUGGAGUCUCCUUCUGAAGAAGGAAUACAACAUAACUUUUUUUCUUCAGAUACCUCCAUAGCUUCAGGAUUUUAGGCUAUGCUUGUUGAAGCUAUGUCAACAUUUUCUUGAUAUUCCGUUUCCGUAGUGUCUGGCUUGCUUAAAAUUUCAGUAAAAAAAACCUGCCAGAUUUUUUUCCUGUACCUCCUUAUCUGCGGAAUAAUAUACAAAUCAGUAAUUGGUUGAAUGACUGGCAAGGGGUCCUCAAAUUUGAGCUUUUGUAGCCGAUUGAGCAUUUGGAGCAAAAGUCAUUUUUAUUUUCCUUGGUGGUAUCAGGGAGAAUAUUAUAAAUCAGCUUACUGAUGAUGUAGCAACAAACGUUCCUUUGAAAUAUAACGUGUGGCUGGACUCUAUAUAUGGAAAGUCAUAUCUGUUCGAUGACAAAGUGAAGAAGUGUGCAUUCAAGACAUCGGUUGCAGUAAUUUAUAGUUCUGAUGAUGUGAAGCAAACUGUUAAACACUGUAUCCAGAAACUUUGUCAAGAAGAGGAGGACUAUGUCAGCAAAGGUUCUGGUUGGUCUCUGUCUAGUAUAAACCGAUUGGAGCUAAGAAUAAGUCAUUUCACGCCUAUGCAGGGCUAAAUGUUUAUAAGAUUGCUGGCUUUCGCAAGUGAUCCUGUAGUGGAAUAUAAAUUAUGUAAUAAAUAUUACGUUUGUAAAAUAA
Molecule: messenger RNA, 8592 nt
Organism: Bacillus rossius redtenbacheri
Lineage: Eukaryota; Metazoa; Arthropoda; Insecta; Phasmatodea; Bacillidae
Product: FK506-binding protein 15-like
Exons: 18
Coding region: 257-3208 (983 amino acids)
Molecular function (GO): peptidyl-prolyl cis-trans isomerase activity
Source: RefSeq, a predicted model, not a curated record